UGUAUAUGUAAGUGUGACUCCAGUACAGGCCUUUUAAAUAUGGGAAUACAUAGUGAAAACUGCAUCUAGAUAUUGAUCUGCAUUACACCAACAAUGUAACACAGUUCCUCUCAAUGUGAAAAAAGAAGACUUUUAAAAUCUCCUGUCUUCUCACGUUUACCAUUUAUGACAGAAACUAUCUUCCUCAAACCUAUGUCACAUUAGGUCAACCAGACCAGAGCUUGUUGUGUUACACGCAUCACUUUCCACCCACUCCGACGUCGUCACCCCAUAUAUGGUAGGAGGGGGUGUUCUCGGUGGGUGUCCGUGAUGCUGCUUCCUGUCUCCAUUGCAUAUCAGAAAUUCCCCUUUGCCAGCCCACAGCAGUUUUGAGAGUUGCUGUAGGCUGUUUCAGUUUAGUCAGUCUGCCUCUGCUCUAGUGGAUGGAUGCUACUAGCGUGUGUUGCGACUUUGCCUAGAAUCUCAUAGGAUAAAGAGUAAAAACAACUAGAUGUAUUCCACAGUGGUAUCCUAAGCAUUCCAAAGAACCUGUAUUUGUUGCCGUCUGAAGAUUUACCCAUGAAGGUGUUGAGCAAUCACGUGUCUAAAAGUCUUUCUGAGGGUGGCAUGGACUCAUUCAUCAUGUUGCCUUCAACAGGAGAUGUGACCGAACACGUGUUCCUUGUACAGUCAAGCAAAACAACUCCUGGAAACACUUCUCCUACUGAAAAUAUCAAUCAAAAGCGAUGGCGGAAUGUGUUCAGGAGGAUUCAGAAGAAACCCAAGUCAUCUUUGUUUGGACAGCCUCUUUCCCAUGUCUUUCUUGAUGAAAUUACACUUCCAAAGCCUAUAACAGAGAUCCUGGUGCUUCUGUGUAAGAAUGGACCAUGCAUAGAGGGAGUCUUCAGGAGAGCAGGGAAUGCCCGCAUCAUAAGGGAGACCAAGGAGAAGCUGAACACUGGAGUAGAAGUGGACUUUAGUGACAUGUCAGUGUUGCUGCUGGCUGCCCUUUUCAAGGACUUUCUAAGAGAAAUCCCUGGUGGUUUACUGAUGGAGGAGCUAUAUCAAUCCUGGAUGACAGCAAUGGCAACCGACGGUAUUGAUGAGAGAUGCAGAGCGCUGAAAAAGGUUAUUGAAGAGCUACCAGAACAGAACAUUGUCCUUCUGAAGCACCUAGUCUUCAUGCUUGAUCACAUAAGCCAGAAUGCAGAACAAAACAAAAUGAACCCCAGGAAUUUAGCUGUCUGCAUUGCGCCCAACCUUCUCCAAAUUCACCAGGUUGAAGCAGUUGAAAAGGUCACAGACCUCACAGAGUUUCUCAUUGACAAUUACCAUGAAGUGUUUGGUGAGAGGAUUCAGUACCUUCUUGGUGAUUCAGAUGAGGAAGAACUAAAUGACUCCCAAGAUUCCCUGUGUCCACACGACUCUGCUUAUGAAACUGAUGCUGAUGGAGAAAAGGGCAGCUGUGUUCACCUGGUGUCCUCUGCUGACGGAAAAUUACAAUACAGUCUGAUCUCAGGAACCUCCACCCCAGCAAAGGAAACUUUCAACACCUUCACAAAGCCCUUCAUCCGGAGAAGCUCAGAGCCAGCCAUCACACUCCCCCAGAGUGUGAGAAUCCAGCCCACUCUCACCAGAAGUCACACCGACUUUCUGCUGAAGACAGAGGGCGACAGAUGCCACUGUCAGAGCAUGCUGUUGAGGAAGCAGAUCUCAAAUGAGUGCAUCGUAGAGAAGGGCUGGAGAUCACUGGACUGCAGCCUGGCACAUGGACAGCACCGCGUCCACUUUGCAUCCGGAGGCUGCCAUUGCUCUUCCUCCUGCUCCCUGGAAAGUGCCUUCUCCAGCACGUCCGAGAGCUCCAUCUUCGCCAGCUCACCCCCAGUCUCACCAUCCUGUCAGAGGAGGAGCCUCCCGUGUGCACUAGCCCCUGUCCCUGUCCCUUCCUCCAGCCAACCCCAGGAGCAUCCAGAACGUCGGGAGCCCACCCUCCAGAGGCGUUCCCAGUCACUGCGCUACGCAGCCACCCACAACCGCACCGCCCUGAGGAGGGGAGGCUCCAGCCGCUUGGCAAGAGACAGGAAGACCUCGCUCCAGACUAGCGCCCUCCCAGAGGACACUGAGGUCUUGUGCAGGCCACUGGCUCUCUCCAGCGCUGAAGUGUUCCAACAGGUGGACAGCAGGAUUCCCAGCCCGCCACCCUCCUACCAAGAGGCAACCCAGAGCACUUCUCCUGCAUGCCACUCAAUGACAGUACAGGAAGCGUGGUGUCAGAAACACCCAGGCCUCAAUACACACCCCACAGACCAAUCACACACCCUCCACAAAGACACUCUCGCAAAUAAUGUUACAAAUGGACCUGACAGACCCCUACCUGCUAUGCCUGUGGCUGUGUGUCGGACAAGGUCCAUAUCAGAGUCUGUUUACAAAGCUCCAGCAAAGCGGGUGGUGCGCAGAUGUAGCCAGCCUGUGUUUGAGGAACUGAUACAUGCACGAGAAUCAUACGUGUGAGAUGGUUCACCUUCACACAAAGACUAUGACCACCUGUAAAUGAAAGGACUGUAUUAAAAUGCUGCCUGCAUUACUGUAUACCCAGCAUCUAAUGAGUGACCAAAAUGCUAUGCAUUAAAAUGUAUAUAUCAUGAUGUAACAAUGAAAAUACUCAUGACAUUAAACAUCUCAAGAU
Messenger RNA from Alosa sapidissima (American shad), 2665 nucleotides. It is a transcript of the gene tagapa, whose product is annotated as T cell activation RhoGTPase activating protein a. Gene Ontology annotation, molecular function: GTPase activator activity. Gene Ontology annotation, biological process: signal transduction; regulation of Rho protein signal transduction. Lineage: Eukaryota; Metazoa; Chordata; Actinopteri; Clupeiformes; Clupeidae. The record is from RefSeq and is a predicted model, not a curated record. Bases 559 to 2490 code for a protein of 643 amino acids. The transcript is spliced from 10 exons.